Musa acuminata AAA Group (dessert banana) is the source of this 1083-nucleotide messenger RNA. RefSeq lists its product as uncharacterized. Gene Ontology annotation, molecular function: structural constituent of ribosome. Gene Ontology annotation, cellular component: mitochondrial large ribosomal subunit; ribosome. Gene Ontology annotation, biological process: translation. The transcript is spliced from 6 exons. NCBI's taxonomy places the organism in Eukaryota, Viridiplantae, Streptophyta, Magnoliopsida, Zingiberales, Musaceae. The coding region runs from base 44 to 475 and encodes 143 amino acids. The record is from RefSeq and is a predicted model, not a curated record.
GCAAAGGUGCCUACGUUCUGUUCUUCGCCAGGUCAAUACCUUGAUGGAGCGCAAUGGCCGUUCAUCUGCCAUUGGGUAUGACGCUUGCACUAAGCUCUAUUCACCAGGCCAAUUUGCACAUCCAUGGAUAGUUUCUGAUAUUUCUUCCUCAAGAAUUGGAAAGCCUUCCUAUCAAUAUUUGCAACAUUUGCAAAUUUCCAGUUCGAGGAAACUGUUUGCGGAAGAAGAUGCAAACAUUGUACCUAUUUCAUCCCCUUUGACACCUCUUAUGGGGGAUCCUAUGAAGACUGGAAAAAAGGAUGCACUAUCAAAACCAUUGAGGGUUCAAGCUAUUAAGAAAGAUAUAAGACAGAGUCCCAAGAAGGUUAAUCUGGUUGCUAAACUAGUACGUGGAAUGCGUGUUGAAGAUGCUCUGUUGCAACUGCAAGUAACUGUCAAACGAGCUGCAAAGACCGUCUAUCAGGUGAUACAUUGAGCCCGAGCUAAUGCAGCUCAUAAUCAUGGACUGAACCCAGAUCGUCUUCUUGUUGACGAAGCCUUCGUUGGGAAGGGUGUGCAUCUGAAGCGGAUAUCCUACCAUGCCAAAGGGAGGAGUGGGAUCAUGGUGAGACCCAAAUGUCGCCUGACGGUGGUGGUGAGAGAAACCACCCCAGAAGAGGAGGCGAAGAUCGCCAAGCUGCGGGUCAGCAACUUUAAGAAGCUGACGAGGCGGGAGAGGCAGCUCUUCCCUCAUCAGCUCAUCGAGACCACUCCCAGGUGGGGCAGAAAGCGGGAAAAGGCUGCACCGGUGUAAUGUUUCCUUCUCUGCACGGUGCUCAGGAAAGAGAUUGGAUUCAUCUGCUUUAUAGUUGAGGUCCAUCUCAAAAAACACAUCUGCAAGUAACUAGGAGCUGCCGAAGAAUAAAUGUUGAAGUCUUUCGCUGCUUGAGUUGGGACAGUAAAAGUGCAAAGCACACAUGACUUGAUGUAAACAUGCCAAGGAUGUUUGUGAGUAUUUAACUCGUUUGUUCUUUUCAGAUUAGAGGGCGGAGUUGGUACUAUUCAUCAUCUACCUCCGCUCCUCUCUAUUCACAUCUUCUAUAA